This is a messenger RNA of Geodia barretti, 2319 nucleotides long. Lineage: Eukaryota; Metazoa; Porifera; Demospongiae; Tetractinellida; Geodiidae. The record is from the annotation of a GenBank genome assembly.
UUAUUGCGCAAUAAAAUGGCGGAGGUGUUAGCACUUGUGGACGUGGACAGCGAGUCUGCCCCAGAGACGUGGCCUCUGCUUCUGGAGGCGGUCAGAAAUGCCCACUUCACUGCUCUGGAUCUGGAGUUGAGUGGUCUUGGUGACGUCAUUGGCCGUGGAAAAGGACACACAAUCCACACUCGGUACAGCGAUGCAUGCGAGGCGGUAAAAACCCGAGCGAUGCUGUCACUAGGUGUGGCUUGUUACCGGUGGAAACAGCCCUUGGAAAGCAGGGAGAGGGUCCAGAAUACUAACUCUCAAUAUGCCAACCAUACCGCUGAGCCUUUUGCAACCACCACUCGGUUAAUGAGAGAGUCUCAUACACCGACAGUAACAGAAACUGCUCUUGAAGGAAACGAUACUGCAGCAGUGCCACUAGAAAGAAGUGACACCCUGGAAGAAACUACACCUGAAAGAGAUGAUGCAUUGGUGUUAGAAGAAACUGCACCAGGUUUAGAAGAAUCCGCUCGGGAAAUAAAUGCUACGCUGGCAUUAGGGAAAGAGGCUGGACCGGGAAUAGCGGUGUUAGAAGAUUCGGCACACGGAGAAAAAGAUGUGGUGUCAGUAGGAGUGGAAGUAAAGGUGUUUAACGUGUGGCUGAUGUGUCAGAGACCGUAUACCAUUGACCCCUCCUCUGCCCACUUCCUCGUUCAACACGGAUUCGAUUUCAACAGGCAAUUUGCCAGGGGCAUCCCCUACACACCUGGUCCAAUGGAGGUGCAGCGGGACGAGAAGAGAGUGUGUCUGCACCAUCUGCUGGCCACCAUCCUAGCAGUCGGUAAACCACUGGUGGUCCACAACGGUUGGAUCGACCUUCUCUUUCUCUAUGGCAACCUAUACUCCCCUCUGCCCCCCUCGUUGGGGACGCUAAUGGCGGACUUCUCCGAGAUGUUUGUGGGCGGAGUCUACGACACCAAGGCCAUUGCUCAAUACCAAAUUCCACAAGAGGCAACAUUUCUUGAAUAUCUUUUCAGAAAAUGGUCAGCUACCACAAUAUGAAACUUUAUAAUAAUUAUAGUGGAUAUGUCCAUAUCUAAUGUCAUAGUGUGUAAUACGAUUGUGUGUGUGGACUACCCUCCAAGUGGACAGAAAAAAGUGUCCCGUGUUAGUUGUUUCAGGGAAAUAUAUAGUUUAUGAGAAACUGCAGAAGAGUUCCGAUGUAUAUAAAUGAACUGUGACAACGAAAAUAUCUUACUCCACAGUCAGAGAGAUAACGAGGUGCUAACGAGCAGGGGCUCCCCAAAUAUCAAACUCCACCAUCCCUCUCUGCCAUCCUCUGUUCAAAUGGAGUCAGUGGUCCUCUCUCCUCCCCCUUCCCCCUCUCUGGAAGAACUCGCUGACAUCACCGUCUGUGAAAACUUUUCCAGAUAUGGGUUCUGUCACAAGGCCAAUUGCCUUCACUCCCACAACGUACUGUCAGUGUUGGCUCAUCAUGAGCAUCAGCUCAGAAUCAGAGAGAUGAGGAGAAAGAGAAAGAGAAAGGACGAGAAAAGGCAGGCCGGUAUGUCAAAUGGAGAAGAGUGCGCCAGGUCUGCCAAACAGCACUGUAGCAGUGACUCCACCUCCACAGCCACACACCGUGCCGACUGAAAAACAGCAGAGUUUAUCUGAACAGUUUGCCGCAGAACUGGCAGCUGCUCGACAAAAACUGGAAACUUCGGCAGCUCAAACCCCCACGUCUCUGGACCACAUCAUGACAAACAAACCUUUCACCAAACUUCUAGUGCAGUUCCUACUAAACGCCAACACCACUAGUCCCCACUACCUCUCCUACUCCAACCAUGCCCCUAUAGUUGGCUCAGAGCUCCAAGAAUCUGCCAAAGACUCUAAAGAGAGCACCGAUCAGAGGCCGUCGUAUGGACACAGAGCCGGGUUCGAUGCUUUCAUGACUGGAUAUGUCUUUGCUCAUUUUGCCACGACGACUCAGACAAAUCGCAAGCAACUCUCGGCAGCCUCACAGAGUCCGGCAUUUGACGAGGCCAUGAUUGAGGGGUUGUCCUCCAUGAGAAACAGGCUGAGCAACAGAAACAGACCCGUCCCACUAAUCAUGGUCAAGAGCCAGUUUGACAAUACUUCGCCCAGUCACAGAGAAAACCUUGCCAAAAUUACACAACUUCGAGAGUUAUUAUUCAUCAAAGAAUCACCAUCACACAAUCAUAAUAUUAAUUGAAGCAAUAUUAUUAUUUUCCCUAUCUUUUUGUGUAUAAAUCUGGCAGUUUCUAUGAAUAGUAGUAUUGUUGGUCUCCUCCGCUGAACGUGUUUUGUCUCCCCCACCCUCCU